CAUUAUCAGCGUCAUCAGUACAGCGUGCUACACUACAAACCAGUGAAUCAUUGAUUGAUGAUCAGUCAAUCACUGAUGGAUAGUCAUUAAGAGAAGAGAACAGCAUUUUCAAGUUGUUAGAGCAAUAUAAGUGAAUGGAGCUUACAGACGGACUUUGUAGAAACCAUUGUGCAUGGAUUGGUGUGGGUGUAUUUAGUUGCAAGCUCAUCUACAACUUUGGAGGUUCCCAGACAUGUCUACCAUCUUACAGCUCCUUGGAACUACACUUGGCAUUCUCGGCUGGCUGGGCAUCAUCAUAUCAUGUGCCCUUCCUCUAUGGCGUGUGACUGCUUUUAUUGGGACCAACAUUGUGACUGCACAGAUUAUGUGGGAAGGGCUGUGGAUGAUCUGUGUAGUGGAGAGCACUGGCCAAAUGCAGUGUCAGGUGUACGACUCCAUGCUGGCUCUUCCUCAAGACAUGCAGGCCUCUCGAGCAAUCCUUGUCUUUGCUUCCCUUGUUGGUUUAAUAGCAAUAUUUACUAGUUUUGCAGGUGGUAAAUGUGUUAACUGCUUGCCAGACGGUAUUGCAAAGGCCCGGGUUGCUGUAGCAGGAGGGGCCGGCUUUGUCACUGCAGGGGUCUUGGGUUUGGUGCCACCUAGCUGGACUGCCCAUCAGGUCAUUGGGGACUUUUACAAUCCUGUAGUGCCCCAGGCUCAGAAGAGGGAGUUGGGAGCAGCUAUCUUUGUCUGUUGGGGGGCAGCAGUUCUCCUGCUGAUUGGUGGAGGACUCCUUUGCAGCUCUUGCCCAAAAGGAAGAAUGUCUCAUGGGGGUCGGUAUAUGGCAGCUUCUCAAAAUGGAAGGGAGCGCUUGUAUGUGUGACUGCAGGAUGUCUGACUAUUGAGAACUGAUGUGUGGAUGGUUUGAGUGUCUUAUUUUUUUAGAUGUCUGUGUGUUUGUUGUUUUUUUUUUUUUUUUAUUAUUUUAUUUUUUUGUGAUAAGAAUUUCAACCUGUUGCUGAAUUGUGGUCAGUUGAGCUAAAUAAAAUACCAUUUUUAUCCAA
This is a messenger RNA of Cyprinus carpio (common carp), 1040 nucleotides long. RefSeq names its product claudin g (gene cldng). Gene Ontology annotation, cellular component: plasma membrane; bicellular tight junction. Gene Ontology annotation, biological process: cell adhesion; bicellular tight junction assembly. Gene Ontology annotation, molecular function: structural molecule activity. NCBI's taxonomy places the organism in Eukaryota, Metazoa, Chordata, Actinopteri, Cypriniformes, Cyprinidae. The record is from RefSeq and is a predicted model, not a curated record.